Messenger RNA from Piliocolobus tephrosceles (Ugandan red Colobus), 1507 nucleotides. It is a transcript of the gene ASPDH, whose product is annotated as aspartate dehydrogenase domain containing. NCBI's taxonomy places the organism in Eukaryota, Metazoa, Chordata, Mammalia, Primates, Cercopithecidae. Gene Ontology annotation, molecular function: L-aspartate dehydrogenase [NAD(P)+] activity; NADP binding. The transcript is spliced from 7 exons. Gene Ontology annotation, biological process: NAD+ biosynthetic process. The coding region runs from base 205 to 1377 and encodes 390 amino acids. The record is from RefSeq and is a predicted model, not a curated record.
GCAGCCCCUGGAGGGCUGGGGCUGGCCGGGGCUGCCAUCUCACACCACUGGGGGAGGCAGAGGGAGUGACAGAGCCAUGCAGGGUCUUCUAGCGCCUUCCCACGCUGAGGUGGCUUCGGGGAUACAGCCCUGAAGACACAUAGGCCUGCGCCCAGCCCCUUCUCCCCUCACAGUGACCCAGCCUGGACCCCGUAUACGGCAGCUAUGGGCACUGUGGGGACACUCAGGCCCCAGGAGGAGUCAGAAGGUGGGGAUGGUGGGAGGCCCCUCACUUCCAUGAGGUGCCUGGCCCCUGCCCCCUUCCUGGAUCUCUCUACACCCAGGCAUCUUAUCUCCCCCACACCCGGGGCUCCUGGCUCUGGAAGUCAGUUCCUCCUUUAUCAGCAGCAGCAGCCUCUGGGCGCCGCAUUGGGGUUUUGGCCCCUCUCUGUCUGCGUCUGUCUCCUCUCUCCGCCUGUCAACUUGGGGCUCUCGCCACCCGGUGCCCGUCCCCCAACCCCAUGCUCCCGUUCACGCUCUCUUUCUCUCCAGCCUCUUUCCAGCGCCAAUCCUGGUUGCCAUGGAAACACUGCAGCGGGACAGUCCCUCGUCUCCCGCCUGUUGGCUCAGGGACCAGAACUUGGCCUAGAACUUGUUUUUGUCUGGAAUCGUGACCCAGGACGAAUGGCGGGGAGCGUGCCCCCUUCCCUGCAGCUCCAGAAGCUUGCUGCCCUUGGGGAAAGGCACCCUGAUCUGGUUGUGGAAGUGGCCCAUCCCAAAAUAAUCCAUGAAUCUGGGGCACAAAUCCUGCGCCAUGCCAAUCUCCUGGUGGGGUCCCCCUCAGCUCUAAGUGACCAGACCACAGAAAGGCAGCUCUUGGAGGCCUCACAGCACUGGAACCAUGCCGUGUUUGUGGCCCGAGGGGCUCUGUGGGGCACUGAGGACAUCACGAGAUUGGAUGCAGCUGGGGGCCUCCGGAGCCUUCGUGUUACCAUGGCCACACACCCCGAUGGCUUCCGGCUCGAGGGACCCCUGGCUGCAGCCCACAGCACCGGGCCUCGCACUGUGCUCUACGAAGGCCCUGUCCGCGGGCUCUGCCCCUUUGCCCCCCGAAAUUCCAACACCAUGGCGGCGGCUGCCCUGGCUGCCCCCAGCCUGGGCUUCGAUGGGGUGACUGGUGUGCUUGUGGCUGAUCUCAGCCUCACGGAAAUGCACGUGGUGGAUGUAGAGCUGAGCGGACACCCGGGCCCCAGGGGCCGAAGCUUUGCUGUGCACACCCACAGAGAGAACCCUGCCGAGCCAGGCGCGGUAACCGGCUCCGCCACCGUCACGGCCUUCUGGCGGAGCCUCCUAGCCUGCUGCCAGCUCCCCUCCAGGCCCGGGAUCCAUCUCUGCUGAGAAGCCUCCUCCCUCCCGAGACGAGAUCAUCUUACUGGCCUCUCACUACCACUAUCCCAACCCUGCCUUGCCCCACUUCCCCAGGAUCUCCCUUCUGACUCAGUAAAGAUCACCGCUGUCUGCCCCUGCA